Messenger RNA from Macrobrachium nipponense, 429 nucleotides. RefSeq names its product large ribosomal subunit protein mL44-like. Lineage: Eukaryota; Metazoa; Arthropoda; Malacostraca; Decapoda; Palaemonidae. The record is from RefSeq and is a predicted model, not a curated record. The coding region runs from base 39 to 350 and encodes 103 amino acids. The transcript has 2 exons.
UGCAGGUACAUGAACCGUUCAAGACCCUCUCUGAGAUAAUGGCAAGAAGUGGUGUUGGAUUGCCAGAACCAAGGCUUGUGUUUCAAUCUGGUCAAAAGACAAUUGAAGCUGUAUAUCAAGUUGCCUUAUAUUCAGACAAGCAAUUUAUUGGGACAGGUUAUGGGGAAAGUACAGAUGUGGCUGUUGACCAGGCAGCUUCUGAUGCUCUGAGAAGACUGUUUCAUAUUACUGCAUCGUCAGACCCUCUACCUUUUGGUGAAACAAGUGAAAAUAUCACGAUAAGUGACAAAGAAAAUCUAUCUAUUCUUGAAUGGUCCACCAUUAAAGCUAAAAAUGUUGUUUUGUGUUAAUUGUACUGGAUUUUCUUGGCAAACCUAUUAAUAAUUUGGAUGUGUACAUUGUAUUAUAAUUGUAUAUAAAUGACAGUUC